Molecule: messenger RNA, 6711 nt
Organism: Diachasmimorpha longicaudata
Lineage: Eukaryota; Metazoa; Arthropoda; Insecta; Hymenoptera; Braconidae
Gene: RhoGEF64C
Exons: 12
Coding region: 558-5573 (1671 amino acids)
Biological process (GO): positive regulation of Rho protein signal transduction
Molecular function (GO): guanyl-nucleotide exchange factor activity
Source: RefSeq, a predicted model, not a curated record
ACGAGGCCUCUCACUUCGUCGGUGGCACCCGACUCGGACGGUUCACUGUGUAUCCCUUCGUAUGCCAAUAGAAAUAAAUGAUUGGAAAAAAAAUCCAACAAUUAUAACGACAAACAAGAAUAUCGAUUAAAAGAGAAAAGCAUCUCACGAUUACCUCUGUCGACGCAGUGUCUCUACGCUUGGCACUAAUCUCCACUUAAUAACAGUUCAUUUAUUUGUAAACAAAAGGUUAGGGAGUGCUCUUUUUAAUUUACUGUGAAAGGUGAAAUGACAGCUGCAAAACGUGAAUACUGUUGUGUGCAUGUUAAACGUGAUUACGCUCAAUCAUAAAUGAGAUUAGAUUGAAUGGGAAUUAUUUUAACAUUUGAGUGAUGAAAAUUGAAUUGUUGGAGUGAGUGAAAUUGUGGAUACCACAGAUGGAUUAGAUAUUCUUUUGAAGAAAGGCAGCGCGAGAAUGAUCGAGCCGGUCUUACCUUCACACUCGGCAGAGCCAGACAACAGUAAAAAAUUAGGUGUUAGCAACGAGUUAGCUAUAGAUACUGCACUGAUAACUGGAAAUGACAAUGACAAGCGUCGCUGUAGGGCCGGCUAGCCUCGGUGCGCCCCCUACCAUGCUUACACCAAAGAGAUACCAUUAUCAGCAGGGUAUGACGCCCAACUCAGCCUCACCCACUCCUACAAAGAAUUACGAGACCCUGAGUAAAGGAAAAAAGUCGUGGAGCGUUCGUCUGGGUCUCUCCCGCCAGAACCAAGCGACCGAGGAUCUGAAUGCCAAGGGCUGGGGUACAAUAAGCGGUGGCAGUGCCUUGUCCCGUCAGAUGUUGUAUGGUGAGCCAUGGCUCUAUGGCACCGUGCGUGGUGUGCGAGGUGGAUUGGACACUCGUGGUUUUCUCACACCUCCACCGCCACCACCACCCGGUGCACCAGUCCUCGUUGUCUGCUCCUGUCCCGAGUUCCUCAGUGGUACAACAAGGAAACUCGGUAAUUGCCGAAAAUGCGGGGGUCACAGGCUCGCUGGUGUUCCACUGGGUGGUACGUGCCGCAUACCCGGCAGUUCAGCCAGGGCCAGACCUAGUCUUGCUGGUGUCCUGAGGCCAUCAGCCGAUGAUCCGUACGACCUGAUGCGCCGUAGUCGUCUAGUAGAACCCCGUUCCCGUGCCCGAAGUAUAUCCCCCCACCGUCAGCCCAAUAGCCGUGAUAGUCGGAGUCAGAGUGUCAUCAGACCAAUAAAAGAACGCAAAGUAAGUGGCGAUGUCUCCCGUACCGAGUGGUUCGACGCAGAGAUCAACUACCCCGAGGACUCAACGCGAGGGGACUGGUUAGAGGAGAACAUCAAAGGCCCCAAGAAGACGAGAUCCUGGCAGGAGACACCGGGCGUUCCUCACAAGGCUGACGAUUGGAAGGAUCCAGCGGUAUCAUCAAAUCCGGUAACCGAUUCCAGACGGAGCAUUCUGGAGUGCAAUGUUAACCCCUACCUUCUGGUGAAGAAGCAAUCGAGAGACGAAGACGACCUGAGCGAUGACUUAUCGGACAAUGCCUUGGAGUUGGAGGAGAGGCCCUCAUCCAGUCUCUUCGACCCAUCAAAGGUGAAGUCAAUUGAACGAGUGCCAAAUAGAGGAGUUGUUGCUGCCAUCGGCGGGCAGAGGAUCCGGGUCUUCAACGAGCCGAGAGAGAUCUCCGACGAGGAUGACGUCCCUCUCACGAGAAUACCCAUACCAAAGGUGUCGCCCAAACGGCCACCGAGGCGACCCAAAGAAACCAAAAUCACGGUGAAAAGUAUCUUGAAAAGAGGUAGGUCAGAUGGAACGCGCAAGAGUGUUCUCUUUAACGUUAAUAACGUCAUCUUCGCUCCCGAAAAGUCCACCGACAUGAUGGCGACUAUUAGGCGACUCAGCAAGAUCAAUUCCCCUCCUAAAGAGGAGGAAAUCACGAUGGAGCAGCCGAUAGUGCCCCAGGAUAUUCUCAUGGAGCGCCCGAAAUUCAUAACAAUUCCGAAUAUAAGAGAGCCAAAACGCCUGGAGAAGCGCACCAGUACAAUUCAUGAGGCUAGGAUUGUUCCUGAGAUGAAGAAUUAUCCCAGCGUUGAGAGGGGAUCGCUGAAACGACCGGAAGUGCCGGCGAGGAACAAGCGAAUCUGUGAGGCUGAGCGAAAAUGUCAAGGGGAGAGUUGUGCAAAUGAAGCUGGGGUGAGUGGAGGGAGGAGCGAGGAGAUUGAACCCAGGCCGGAUAGGCUCGAGGAUGAUACCGAUCUGGAGAUUGAGAUCGAAGAGCUCAAAGACCGAAUGGAGGAGAUCCCGAGGGAAGAGAGGGAAUUAAUUACCAAGGCCAAUGAUAUAAAUCGAAAGUCCGUUCUCACUCGUAGCCAGAGUGAUCGUGCAGUAGCUUCCAAACCAGAACUGUCGGUGGCCAACAUCCAGUAUUUGGAUACAAUGCGAUUGAGUCUCCGUCGAGCUAAGGAUUCCCAAUCGCCCCCAGAGCCUCCGGCCCAGCCCUCUACACCCCCUGCUCAAUCCCCGCAAGACCAACUCUCAAACUCCCCGGUGAAGCUGCCAGAGCUGAUCGAGAAGGACGCAGAGCCGCCCCCGGAGGCCGCUCCACCUCCAAUACUCUCCGAAGAACAUUUUCGAAGAAUGCGUCCAACCACCUGGUCCCCACCUCCAGGAAAACCGAAACAUCAGGCCCGCGAGCGUGUGAGUGAUCCGGGCCCCUUCGACCAUGCAAUCGUCAUCUGUCCACCCCCAAAAAUAAUGUCAGAGCCGUCAGACGUUCAGUGCACCAACUGGAAGUCCCCCAACACCUCCUCAGAGGCCCCGACCUCCUCUCGAAUUGAGAUAAUCGCCCCCGGGCCGUCAGAAAAUAUCUGCAAGAUAACGGUGAACCCCAAGUCCUCUCCCUUGGUCCACCGACUUCAGGUGGGCGGUAGCGAAUUCCCCAAAGGCUCCGGACGUACCUCCAUUCUCAUUAAUGGGGACCAACCUACCGAAACUGAGCCCAGUAAAGACGACAACAAAGUGACAAUCAGCGUUGGAGGAGAGGACAGUGUCUGCAAUCCAACAGUCAUAUCAGUCAAUUCCGAGAGCUCUCCAAUGAUUCAGAACUCUAUCGAGAAUAGAACUUUGGUUAUUCUGGAUAACUACAAAGCGAACAUUGUUCUUGAAUCGCCUAUGGAGGGAAAAUCAAAAGCCGAAGAGGGAAAUCAGGAGGAAAUCUCGGCAAGUAGUGAGGGAAGAAGUAAAAAAGGUGAUCGACUGCCUCGGCAGGAGAAGGCGAAUGAUGUGAGUCAGGAUAUAUCGAGGCAUAAGUGGCCAAGCUUAUCGAAGGAGUCUUUGAUAUCAAAGUUGCUGGAGGACUCGUUGAGAAAGGCCCGUGAGAAUGGAGAGAUUCUCGAUGAGAGCAGUGGCGAAGCCAUUCUCCGGAUUUUAAAGCAAAGUCUACUCAAGUCCAAGGAUUAUGAAAGUUCGGAGUCGACCCUGGAAGCUGAUAAUUCCUAUUCAAGAUCACCCAGCAGAAAUUCGGAUGUUGAUUUCAUAUCGACGAAUCUCUUCCUCGAGGAGAACCCUUACGAGGUAAUUAAGGAGCCAAUUUAUGAGGAGAUUCCGGACGAGCCUCCACCACUGCCGCUCAGUCCUCCACCUACCGAGGACUACAUCAAAGACCAGCUUUAUUUUCCGGAUGAGUAUAAGGAGGUUUAUUAUAAAAAAGUCAAUGCUGGCAAGUAUCUCGGCUCCUAUCUGUCUGAUGAUCUAUUCAAGAAAAAUCUCGAGGAUGGUGAGGGGGAUGGCGACGCUGAUGGGGAUAUUUACCUCUCCAAGAGUCCGGAAGAAUUCUUUAAGAAGGUGGCGACGGCAGCCGAUGGAAAUUUAUCGAAAAAAUUUGAAUUACUUAAUUUUUUGAUGGACGCAAAGGAAACGACAGUGCCCAUCGAGGAGGAUGAGCUCGAGGAGGACGAUGAAGAGGAUGUGGAGGACACUGAGGGCGAUCUUGAGGCACUUUAUGAACAGAAGGAGACCAGCAUGGGUGACUUGAGCUCGAAAAGCUCACAGAUUUCUAACGUCAGCGACAGCAGCGAAGAGUGCAAUAUUAUUCUUACCAGUUCUCCUGAGGCUUCGAAGACACGGACAGUGGAUAUCGAGAGAACAGACAGUGGCGUAGGCUCGGAGAGCAGUCAAGCGAGCAGUAGUCGAGGUAUAGGUAGACGAUGGAGAGCAGGAAAUGCCACCUCCUCAGGACCAUCGAGUCUUCUCAGUGGAAUACCACAGGUCAUAUCCGGCGAUGCGAAACUAUGUGAAGACUGUGAACAGCGUUUAGAGCCACUAAUAACCGACAGUGGAGUUGUUUAUGCGCCAUUUGUCUGUCGAAAGUGCUCGAAAAAGCGCGCGGAAAGAAAGGAAAUAAUAACGGAAAUUGUUGAGACUGAACAGAAAUAUGGGCGGGACUUGAGAAUUAUUCUCGAGGAAUUUCAUCGGCCCAUGCUACGCGCCGGACUAUUGACACCCGAACAAUUAUCAGCGAUAUUUCUAAAUGUCGAGGAGUUGCUGGAGCACAAUCUUGUCCUGGCUGAAAAACUAAGGGAAGCGGUGGAGAUGAGCCAAAUGGCGGGAGAUGAAGAUCUUAUUGGUGUAGAUGUAGGAAAAUUUUUCCUCGAGUCGGAACGCAUGCUCCACGCUUUCGAGAGUUACUGCACAAGACAGGGUGGUGCUAGCCUCCUUCUCCAGAAUCUCGAGAAGGAGAAGGAACUGCUCAGAAUAUUUCUCAAAGUCUCUCAGAUGGAGAACACUGUCUUGCGGAGAAUGAAUUUAAAUUCAUUUCUCAUGGUGCCAGUGCAGAGGGUCACCAAGUAUCCACUACUGCUCGCUCGUCUCCUUAAGGCCACACCCAUUGGAAGAGGGGAUGUGCAGGAGGCGAGGAAGAGGCUACAACAGGCUCAGGCCAAUAUUGAAUUACAUUUAGAGCAUAUGAAUGCCGAAGCCAAAGAUGUUACUUCAACAAAGCUUUGGCGGCGAAUUUCAAUAAUUCAAAAUGGUAGGAGAUCGAACGGAGAGCAAGAUAUGGUGAACAUAAAAUUGAGAAAAAUGGCUGUAGAAGUACUAGAAUGGGCACACGAAGAGGCAAGAUUCGUCCUGGAGGGACGGCUUCUCGUUGCUCAGCCGACAGACAAUAAUUGGAAGAGAGGAAGGACUGUUAAACUUGCACCUGUCACUGCCAUGCUUGUCACCAACGGGAAGUCGAAUACUGAUUUCCUAGCUACCAACGACGACUCCCUAUUCCCGAGACAAAUUGGGAUCAAGGAGGCGACAUUACUAUUGGUUAAAGAAAAAAUUGGACGGUACUCUCUUCUCCGAGAGCCACUGUACCUUGAUAAAUGUAUCGUAUGCUGUGAAACGGAUCUCGAAGAUUUCUUUGAAAUCCAAGAAUUGUCUUCGAAGGAGACAUUCAUCUUUAAAGCAGAAGAUGGCGAUCGAACAAAAAGAUGGUGCAAGACCCUUCAAGCCCACGCACAGUCUCUGGGGGCUUGGCGAAGACGGCGUGGGGCUCUCCCCAAUAUAAUGAUAUGCGGUGUCGCCAGAAGUUGAGACAGAUCCUUUCUCCGGGGUUUGCUAACCAAAUAAACUUUUCUCCACCAUAGCAGCCUCAGACAAAUCAAAGAGUCAACGAGAUUUACAAAAAAAAAUCACGGAACUAUGAACUCGAAACUUUAAAGAAAUAUAGCUUUCAUUAUAGUGCGUUGCAGAAAGUUAAAUUUCCUACGUAACUGUAAACGAAUACCGAAAGAUCAUGCAGUGGUCUAAUCAAAUAGUCCUCCUAUUGUCCACUUGCUAAGUAACAGUUAUCGACGCAUUUCAUGAUGAAUAAUACGUACUUAAUAUAUUACUCUAGGACUAGAGCUUAUUUAAAAUUUGAAUAAUCAUACAGAAUACUUGGAAAUACUUUAAAAAAAAAUUGUGUAGCUGUGAUAUCGACCGGUCUUAUUGGAUUUUAUUUUCAAUGUAGCUUCAAUCAAAUUGAUUAAUCAACUUGCAAACUCGACCUUUGUCUUCAAAGGACAAAUGUCAGAGGUGGGGUUCGUUAAAAAUCGAAAUAAAUUUUUUUUCAUCAAGGAGACUGAGCUUUUCAAUUCCCUGACUGAUGGAGUGAAAUCUACAAAUCUGUAAAAGCGAAAAUGGAGUGCAAGAAUUAAUUAUUAAUUCGUUGAUAUCAUUACGACUCUUUUUUCAUUUUUUAAUUCUCCGAUCCGUAUCUUUGAAGAUUCGCUCUCCACUUAAGUCUGCAAAGUAAGCAUUGACGGUAAAAACAUAAAAUAAACUUUUGAAAUGUCAUAAAUUGCCCCCUCUCUUUGUGCCACAAUAUUAUCCACCUAGAGAUUUUUCUGCUUCCCAAUAAAUUUGUACAUUUCUAUUGUUUAUUUCUAAUAAUAAAUUUUUCAAUUUACAAGAAAAUGUACGCCGUAUUUAGUGGCUCAUUGCAAUGAUUCCAUAAAAUUUCAUAUCUAUAAGUUUUAUUGAAAUUUAUCGGGAGAUCAUUGUCUCUCAUCCCAUUGUACGAUAAUUUGUUGUUUUUAAAUGUUAAGCCACCACUGUAUAUAUUCAUAUUUGCACUGAAUUAUCAUUAUUCCUGGUCGAUCGUAUUCUGCAGGUUUUGCAACUCUGCAAUAUUGAAAUAAAAUGUGAGACAAUCAUAACGCAGUUGGACUGUUUAUUUAUUCAUGAAAAU